AUGUCCACUAGCAAAGUGAGAAGUCGAAGCACCAAACGCCGCAACGAUGAACAACAACAAACCAAUGUGCAAAACAAAAUCACUACCAACCUGUCAGGGGAAAAAAUCCUCUUUCCGGAUGAAUAUAGCACGAAGUUCUCACCUGCAGGAAUACAUGUGGUUUUUGCGGACACUUCGUCUGAAGAAGCCUUUGCAGCCGUCACAGCUCGAGGCCCCAUAGUGUUUGCCGGUAGCUCUAUCUCCACAUAUGGCACACAAGCUGCCUGCUGCCAGUAUCAGCUACCUCUGUCAGUAGAGAAAAAAACAAACAACCAUAAGAGCUACAUGAGCGUCAAUAUGGCGGCGUUAGGUGUCAUUGUGGACAAGUUGGUGGCAUUUUGGAAGGUUCCUGCGGCUCGAAAAAAAUUUCCGUGGAUAUUUUUACUUAUUACGGUUUUAGGGUCAAUUUUGAAAGAGUCGGAGCUCGUUCCACAGACGUACUUCAGCAGUAGUAAAAACGUCUUGAACGUAUAUUUUGUCAAAGUGUCCUGGGGCUGGACACUGCUGCUACUGACACCAUUCCUUCUUCUCUCCAACUCCACCAUCCGGAGGAGUUAUUCUUUCCUCGGAUCGCGACUGUUGUCUCUGGUAGUGGCAACAUUUAUCUGGUAUGUCUGCACGGCUUCCUUUUUCUACAUCGAGGAUGUGACUGGCGCAUGUUUUGAAGAUGAUGCCUUGAGUAUCAUCAAGAAGGACCUAACCUCCAAGGCUACCUGCAGGCAGGCCGGCUACCGCUGGCAGGGGUAUGACAUCUCCGGACACUCGUUCAUACUGAGCUACUCUGCCCUCCUCAUCAUGGAGGAAACCGCUCCAAUGGCCUUCUUGAAGACAGCCAAUCUGUCAGCACUAAAUAAGAUGGUCCUCAAUCUGCUGUAUAUGGCCUUGAAUUUGAUAAUGAUUAUGUGGGUUUGGAUGUUUGUCUGCACCUCAGUUUACUUCCAUGACCCAUCACACAAGCUUCUCGGGACCACGUGUGGCGUGUUGAGUUGGUAUAUCACAUAUCGCUUUUGGUAUCUAAAGUCAUGGUCUCCAGGACUCCCCCCGCAGCAGCAACCCAAAAAACAAAAACAACGGGCUUAAACUAAACCCAAUGCUACCUUCUGUGGAUGUUUUGAUAAAUUGACCACCAUACCCACAACAACACACUGAGAGUGACAAUAUCUGUAUCCGGUUCCAAACUGGUCAUGGUACUUGAAGCUAUUUUGAGUUAUUACCUCCUCGCAGAAAGGUCGCUUUGUAUUAGAUGACCAGCCUCCACAGUGACCAACAGCUGCUGUUCCUGAAAUGACUCCUGGUAAUCGGAGAUAUAAGCAAGACGGUUCUCAUGUCCAAAAGGGUGUACUACAAAGAGAGAUGAAUAAGUAAGCAAUGAACCAAUAGUCAGAAUAUUCUAUUACAGGGGUGUCCAGAGUUGGCCCUGAAGGGCCACUGUCCAGCAGGUUUUAGAAGCUUUUCUGAUGCAACACACCUUAUUCACAUCAGAGUGCCAUAAUCGGGCUUGUGUCGAGUCUUUGAACUGAUCCACUUCAUCAGAAUCAGGUGUGUUGAAGCAGGGAAGCACACACAUGC
This is a messenger RNA of Menidia menidia (Atlantic silverside), 1608 nucleotides long. NCBI's taxonomy places the organism in Eukaryota, Metazoa, Chordata, Actinopteri, Atheriniformes, Atherinopsidae. The record is from the annotation of a GenBank genome assembly.